AUGACAAUUGUCACUACAUCGACCACAAUUCCACACGGAUUCAAGGCGUUGCCUCUUUCGAUCCUCCAGCUUUCUCUUCCUGCCGUCCUUAAAUGUGGUCAGUCUUUUCGAUGGCACUGUUUUGAGGAGCUUUCAGAAUACCGUCUGUGUCUGCACGAUCGCGUCGUUUGCCUGCGACAAACAGCAAAUCAUCUCUUCUAUCGUGCAUUAUUUCCCGACCCUCAACCGACCGAGGGACAACUUUCAACAAAAGAUAACGAGACCCUUGUCUGGUUAAGGGAUUACUUUCAGCUGGAUGUUGACCUGCUAAAACUUUACGACGAAUGGAGUCUCAAGGACCCGGUUUUUAGGAAUAUCAAGGAACGUUUCAGUGGCAUUCGAAUGUUAAGGCAGGAUCCCUGGGAGAAUUUAAUAUCGUUCAUAUGUUCCUCCAAUAAUAACAUAUCGCGGAUAAGCAAAAUGGUUCAGAAUCUCUGCAAAGAAUUCUCGCCACCUAUUCUAGCUCUUACCGAUCCGGGGUCCACAACCCUGACCCAGUAUCAUCCAUUUCCCUCUCCAGCUGCUCUGGGGCAACCUGAAGUCACAUCUAAACUUCGAUCUCUUGGUUUUGGGUACCGUGCUGAGUUCAUUCAAAAGACGGCGCACAUGCUCGUUGAUAUCCAUGGUGAUGGUUCAGAAGAAUGGCUUCUGAAUCUACGUCAAUCCUCGACCGAACACGCUCGCAACGAGCUCUUGAAGUUCAUGGGAGUGGGCCGCAAAGUUGCAGACUGUAUACUACUAAUGAGUCUCGACAAGAAAGAAGUUAUACCCUGUGAUACCCAUGUUCACCAGAUCGCGGUGAAAUAUUAUGGGGUCAAAUCGUCUCCAGGGAGGUCAACUAUGUCUCCGAAGUUGUACCAAGAAAUCAACACGAGGCUAGUCAAUGUCUGGGGUCAAUACGCAGGUUGGGCUCAUUCAGUCCUCUUCACGUCUGAUUUGAAGUCGUUCUCUUCCUACGGCGUCUCCUCAACACCAUCACCCCAAACCUUACUCAAAAAACGCCCACGAAUUGUCCGGGAGAUUCAAACUUCGACGGUUCAUGAUUCUCCCUUUCCUUUAGAAGACGUAGCCCACCAAAGUCAGACUGAAAUAUUUGUUUCGUCGCAUACUGUUAGCGAAACUCAGUCGAGUGUAGCUGAGAGGGUUAAAAGGCGGCGACGUCAAUGA
Marasmius oreades (fairy-ring Marasmius) is the source of this 1206-nucleotide messenger RNA. RefSeq lists its product as uncharacterized. Gene Ontology annotation, molecular function: damaged DNA binding; 8-oxo-7,8-dihydroguanine DNA N-glycosylase activity. NCBI's taxonomy places the organism in Eukaryota, Fungi, Basidiomycota, Agaricomycetes, Agaricales, Marasmiaceae. The transcript has 5 exons. Gene Ontology annotation, biological process: base-excision repair; nucleotide-excision repair; base-excision repair, AP site formation. The record is from RefSeq and is a predicted model, not a curated record. Bases 1 to 1206 code for a protein of 401 amino acids. Gene Ontology annotation, cellular component: nucleus.